This is a messenger RNA of Paralichthys olivaceus (Japanese flounder), 1642 nucleotides long. RefSeq names its product APEX nuclease (multifunctional DNA repair enzyme) 1 (gene apex1). Gene Ontology annotation, cellular component: nucleus. The record is from RefSeq and is a predicted model, not a curated record. NCBI's taxonomy places the organism in Eukaryota, Metazoa, Chordata, Actinopteri, Pleuronectiformes, Paralichthyidae. Gene Ontology annotation, molecular function: DNA-(apurinic or apyrimidinic site) endonuclease activity; double-stranded DNA 3'-5' DNA exonuclease activity; phosphoric diester hydrolase activity. Gene Ontology annotation, biological process: base-excision repair.
CGAAAACUCGAAUGCUCCGUGUUUGCAUUGACAGAUGAAUCGGAUAUAUUUGCAGUGAAAGCAGCGGAUCUGCUCACACUCCGUUGAUUCUGCGUGCGGGCCGGGGGCUGCAGGCUCUGGGCUCUUUGUCACGGAGCAGCGGCAGCAGCAGCUAGCAUUAGCUUAGCUUUCCAUUCAACUUGUUGUGAACAAUGCACAGCCACCCGAUCGCAGACAGAGUCGCGUUUCCGGCGUGUGUGCUGUUGUGUGUGCGUGUCGUGCGUCUGCGAGGUGUGUUUGCCACCAGAGGGAGUUCAAGUAUGAAAAGAGGCAAGAAGGCAGAGGAGGCGGCUGCAGUAGAAGGGGAGGCCGACACCAGCCCUGCCACUGCAAAGAAAACAAAGAAGGCUAAGGAGCCAGAGGCACCGAUACUGUACGAUGACCCUCCCGACAAAAUGACCAGCAAAGAUGGACGAGACGCCAACAUGAAGAUCACCUCCUGGAAUGUGGACGGACUGAGGGCCUGGGUGAAAAAAAAGGGCCUGGAUUGGGUGCGUGAGGAGGCUCCAGAUGUUUUGUGCCUGCAGGAGACCAAGUGUGCGGAGAAAGACCUCCCGGCCGACAUCACCUCGAUGCCCGAGUACCCACACAAGUACUGGGCCGCCUCCGAUGAAAAGGGGGGUUACAGCGGUGUGGGCAUGCUCUGCAAGACCGAACCCCUCAAAGUGACCUAUGGGAUCGGCAAAGAGGAGCAUGACAAGGAGGGCCGCGUCAUCACUGCAGAGUUCCCCAACUUCUACCUGGUGACCGCCUAUGUGCCAAACUCCGGCAGAGGCCUUGUGCGCCUCGACUAUCGCAAAACCUGGGACGUGGACUUCCAGUCGUACCUGAGCGAGCUCGACAUACAAAAGCCCCUGGUGCUGUGCGGCGACCUCAACGUCGCACACCAGGAGAUCGACCUGAAGAACCCCAAGGGCAACAAGAAAAACGCAGGCUUCACCCCCGAAGAGCGCGAGGGCUUCAGCCAGCUGCUGGAGGCCGGGUUCACCGACAGCUUCCGCGAGCUCUACCCUGAGCAGACCAACGCCUACACCUUCUGGACCUACAUGAUGAACUCCCGCUCAAAGAACGUGGGCUGGAGGCUCGAUUACUUUCUGUUGUCGUCGUCCCUGCUGCCGAGCCUGUGCGACAGCAAGAUCCGCAACCAGGCGAUGGGAAGCGACCACUGCCCCAUCACUCUGCACAUCGCUAUGUAGGUCACUUCUCUACCUCUCCUGCACUGUUUUCUCAAUACAUCUUUUCUGACCUGGCACCAACAUCACAUGUGCUAGUGUUGAAAGUUCUUGUCUGUAAAGUGCAGCCCAAUCUCAUUUAUUCACUAAAGUCAGUACUGCAGGAAUUUAGUCAUUUACUCUUUUUCACUUGAAAGCUUUUUCUAAUAAUUCUUGUAAAACCGUCUCAGCGUGGCUUCUGUGUGCACUACUGCUGAUCUGAGACCACCCCAUGUUUUUCUGUGUUACUGUUUUAAAAUAAACUACUGCCGUCAAGAGAAAAUGUAUUUUGUUGGAGCGCAAAAAGGUUUAAGCUUCCUUUCCAACCCCUUUCGAAUUUUCUGUUGUAUAACUACACCCACUUCUCAAUAAAACCUGAAUUUAUGUAGAAA